AUGUUGCCAGCGAAUUCAGGCAGGGACGAGCAGUCUUCCUCAGCAGUACAGGCCGUGUCAGAAAAUGUCCCGGACGACUCUAUCUCCAAACAUGAGGUCGCUGCUGAAGAGCCAGUCGCACAUCCCAAUGAGAAACCCGAGACUGAGGACGACCAUGAGUAUCCCGGGCUAAUUCCCUUGACAGCAAUCAUGAUUGCACUGAAUCUAGCAAUAUUCCUGGUCGCUCUGGUAAGCACAUCCUCAUCUCUACCCUGUGUAAAGGCAAUCGAGCCUCACGCUCCAUCGCCUCUGGGAUCGAAGCAUUACCGCCACAGCCAUUCCACGCAUCACCGACGACUUCCACGCCUUGAACGACAUUGGAUGCUUAUCUAUGGCCGCUUCUUCACCUUCUAUUCGCCGAAGUGGGUGUUCCUUUCAGCCAUCGCCGUGUUCGAGAAUGGUUCUGUGGUGUGUGGGGCAGCACCAACUUCGACUGCUUUUAUUAUCGGCCGGGCAAUCGCAGGAUUGGGGCCCUGUGGUAUAUUCACCGGUUCGAUCGUCCUCAUCGUUGAUAUAGUGCCUCUACAACAGAGGCCGAUGAUAACGGGAUUCAUGGGGAGCAUCUUCGGUGUGUCCAAUGUGAUUGCACCCUUGAUGGGAGGAGCCUUUACGGAUCGAGUGACAUGGAGGUGGUGUUUCUAUAUUAAUUUGCCCAUCGGUGCCGUGACAGUUAUUAUUAUAAUAUUCCUUCUCAAGGCAUCUCCUCCGCCGCACCCUUCGACAGCUACGACUUUCCGAGAGCGAGUCAAUCAGUUUGACCCCCUCGGGAUAUUUUUAUUCCUGCCUGCUAUGGUGUGUCUGAUUCUUGCCCUCCAGUUAGGGGGAACAAAGUACUCCUGGAGCAGUGGCCGCAUCAUCGCACUCUUCUCCCUAUUCGGCGUCCUCACGACCGCAUUCAUAGCUGUGCAGGUGUGGGAACAGGAGACCGCCUCUGUUCCUCCGCGAAUCGUCAAAAUUCGCGGAGGGUCGAUGAUGUCUGGAGUUAUGAAUCUCCCCGUCGUCCUCUCACUCGUGAUUGCCGGUAUCUUGGCGGGAAUAGGGGUUUCACGUAUGGGUUACGCUGUGCCGUUCAUGUAUGCCAGCUCCGUCCUGAUGUCCAUCGGUGCAGGAAUGCUGACCACCUUGACCGUGUCUACUGGGCAUGCAAAAUGGAUCGGGUACCAAUCGUUGGGUGGUGCUAUCUUCCUGGCAGUAGCCCAGGCGGUAUUCACCUAUGGUCUUAUCUCAAAUUUCAAAGGGACAACACCAGAUUAUGAGAAUGGGAACUUCGCCCACAUUAUCUGGGGAGCGGGAGCAACUACUCUUCGUCAAAUUGUCCGCGGCCAAGACCUGCCGGCCGUGUUGAUAGCCUAUAAUAAGGCAGUACGAAACACGUUUAUUGUCGGGUUGGCUUUGUCCUGUGCUACUAUCAUUGGCGCUAUCUUUACUAAAUGGACGAGUGUCAAGCGACCACCACAGAAGUAG
This is a messenger RNA of Aspergillus tanneri, 1503 nucleotides long. RefSeq lists its product as uncharacterized. Gene Ontology annotation, biological process: transmembrane transport. NCBI's taxonomy places the organism in Eukaryota, Fungi, Ascomycota, Eurotiomycetes, Eurotiales, Aspergillaceae. The record is from RefSeq and is a predicted model, not a curated record. The transcript has 4 exons. Bases 1 to 1503 code for a protein of 500 amino acids. Gene Ontology annotation, molecular function: transmembrane transporter activity.